Messenger RNA from Magallana angulata, 4022 nucleotides. Its product is annotated as protein FAM184A-like. The record is from RefSeq and is a predicted model, not a curated record. Lineage: Eukaryota; Metazoa; Mollusca; Bivalvia; Ostreida; Ostreidae. Bases 22 to 3315 code for a protein of 1097 amino acids. The transcript has 17 exons.
AGAGUAAAGCGGUUCGUCAAAAUGGCGACUAGUGCCAAAACUCCGUUUAGCCAUUAUCAAAAUGGAAAAUAUGGCACUCUACCUGGGAAUCCGGGUAAUAACUCAGAGGUUACGCAGGACAUGCAUCUCAAGAUGUCAAAGAAAAUAGCACAGCUCACAAAAGUCAUUUAUGCACUGAACACAAAGAAUGAUGAACACGAAGCAGUUGUCCAGACUUUAAAAGAGCAGCAUGAAGAACAGAUACAGCAAUUGUUGUCAGAGACAAGAGAGAAAAUCCUCAAAAUCAAACAGAAAAUUGACAAUGACAGUGACCACAAACACACAAUUUCGAACCUACAGAACUGUGUGGCAGAGCAUGAGAAACACAAAAAGGAGGCCCUCAGUAAGUUUGAGGGCUACAAGAGACAGGCAGAGGAGCGUGAGAAUAAACUCAAAACCGAACAUUCGCAGAAAUACCUGGAACUAUCGCAGGAGGUCUUGUCAGCAAAACGGCAUUUCGAGGAACAGUUGUCCAAGUUUGAGUUGUGGCGAAAAGAAGCAGAUUCAGAGAAGGAGAAAGCUUUGGAAGAACAGAAACAAAUCCACACCAAAGAAAUGGAUGAACUUCGUGAUUUCUUCCGAUCCCAAAACAACGACUGGUUGAACGAAUGUGCUAAAAUAGAGGAUAAAUACAAGGCGGAACUGGAGGGACUGAGGGCCCAGAGUGAGACACUGAACAGUGAGAAACAGAAACUGACAGAAGACUAUGAAUCCAAACUUGCCAAAGCCAAGGCCUUCUAUGAGAAGGAGUUGGAAGUGUUACGAAACGCCAAGGAUAGUUCAGUGGAGGACGUCGUUAACAGAUACAAACAAGAGCAAGAGAAACUCAAGAAAGACUUCCUGUCCCAGCAGAAGGAGCUAAAGUUACAGAUAGAGCGCCUAGUCAACGAGUUGUCUGUCAGCGAGGAAAACACCGACAAACUCAGGAAGGAGCUGGACAGUCUGAGAGACAGCAUGAAAGACAAAGACGCCACCUCAUCGGGGCUCUUCCAACAGCUACAACAAGUGCGUGUGGAGGCGGCAGACGCCAGUAAGAGACUGAAGGAGCUACAGUCAGAGCUGGUGGCGACCAAGGAGCGGUGCAGUCAGCAGGCGGAGGACCUCAACAGGAAGUCAGUUCACAUUGGACAACUGGAAGGAACCGUUGUCCAGAAGACGUCUAAGAUUAAAGAACUGGAGGACGAGAUCAGGAAACUAAAGGACCGCUUGUCAUGGCUGGAGUCGGAGCGGAAGUCCCUGGAGAACCAGAAAGAGUCCCUUUCAGAGAGUCAGCAGUCUCAGCUCAAGUCACUUGAAAGGUCUUUGGAGGAUCUGUCGAUUGAAAAGCAGACAAUGAUGACUCGGCUAGAGAAAGAGAUUCAGUCGCUAAAGGAGAAGUCGGCGACCAGAGAGAGGGAGCUGACAGAGCAGCACACCAGCCAGGUACAGCAGCUCAACCAGGCCCACUCCCAGAGUCUGGAGAUGACCAAGAAGAAGGCGGACGAUCAGCUGACGCAGACCAAGGAGGAAAUGCUGAAGAAGUACCAUGAAGAUGUUGAGAGAUUAAACAAGGACAAAUCUUCAUUGCUGGAUGAGUUUGAGAGAACUAAGCAAGAGUUACACAACAAGCUGGCAGCCGCUGAAGCAGAGGUUCAGCGACUGGAGAAAAUUGUCAAGGACAGCGAGAGCGGUCUGGGAACCGCCUCGAGCCAGAUCAACAGCUUAAAGGAUGCCUCUCAUCGCCUCAAGUCCGAACUUGAGAAAACCAGAGAGGAGCUCCGAACAUCCAAAACCAACGCUGCAAAUCUUAAGUUGGAGUUAGACAAAUUACAGAACCUGUAUGAUGCUAAGAUGAUAGAAGCCCAGGCAGAGCUCAAAACUAAACUGGAGAAAUUGUCUGUGGACUUGGAAUCCAAGUGGUCCGAAACUCUCAAGAAGGAGACGAUGGAAUUGAGGCGAGAUCUGACUCAUCAAAAGGAGGAGGAGAAGAAGGCGGCCCUUCAGCAGCUGUCACGCCUCAAAGACGAGGAGAUUGCUGCCUCAAAACGAGGCUGGGAAAACAUCGUCAAUGAGCUACAGAGACAGGUAAAUGAGCUGAAGAGUAAAUUAAACAACGCUGAGACAGUCAGUGCUGGCGAGCUGGAGAGACUUCAGAGAGAGGCUGCGGAGGAAAAGCGCCGCCUAGAGGAGAGAAUGGCACAAGCUGCUGAGGAGUUUGCACAGGAAGUGGCAGCCAUUGAAGCAAAGCAUGCUGCAGAGUUACAAGCUCUCAUCAAACAGAAAGAGGAGGAAAUUCAGGAGAUGGAGAGCAGUCUGAAAACUAAGCACAUGCAGGAUAUCCAGACGUCACUGACGGCGCACCGAGCGGCCCUAGACGGACAGAAACUGGAGGGGGAGAAGCUGAGGCAGCAAGCCCUGGAGGAGCAGAAAACCGCUCACCAACAGCAGUUAGAGAAAACAAAGGAAGAGCUUCAUGAGCGUCACAUGACUCAUGUCACCGAGAUCACGGAGUCCCACCAACAGCAGCUGGAGGCUGCUCGACUCGAGCUGGAGCGAGCUGUCGAAAUAUCUCACCAAAGAGACAGAGACCACUGCAUGCAGAUCGAGGAGCUGAAGGCAGAGAUCACACAGAGAGAGCGACACAUUAAAAACCUUCAGGAGGAGAUCCAGAAACUGAAGAACAACAUCGACAAACUGACGCGAGAGCUGGAGCAGAAGGCCAAGGAAAUGCUCAAAGUCCGCAACGACGCAAACCUUCAGAUCAAGAAAAAAGAGGAAGUGCUUCACAAGCGCCAUCUGCAAGAGAUUGAAAACAUAAAGCAAGACUUUUCUCGAGAAUCUGAGUCAAUGAUGUCCGAGUUUACAGAGGCUCAAGAAAUACUCAAGGACAAAAUUUCAGAGUUACAAAUCAUGUUAGAGGAGGCGGAGGAGAAAUACAACAAUCGCGACUCCCGUCCUGAGGAUCUGGAACUUAUUCAGCAGUUAAGGGACGCCAUCUCUGAGAGAGAAGGCAGGAUGAAGCAGCUUAUUGAUGAGAAGAGAUAUUAUCAGCUGGAGCUCGUGAACAGGGAGACGAACUUUAACAAGGUGUUCAACAACACCACAAAUGUUGGCGUCAUCAACCCACUGGCAAAUAAGAAACCAAAGAAAGGAGAGAAACCGCCCGUGUCCAAACAUUCGAGCCAGCCCAGCCUGGGGACCAACCGUCUGGACCCCCUCCCCAACUCCCCCAUGCACCAUGAGGCCCUGAACCCCAGCAAACCUCUUCCAUCCUUCACCAAGAAGUUUGUCAAAUGAUGACGACUCGACUGUGUUGAUCAGUAGUGCUAGUUAGUGUGAGAGUGUGUGUGUUGACAUCCUAGAGCCAGUAUCUUUUACGGAGACUGUUCCCACCAGGGACCUGGGGGACGAGGCACUGAGCCCAGGAGGGCACUGUACACAUAUCAGAGGAAGAAAAAGGAGUGGUGGAAGGAGGCAGGAAGAAAAAGUGUUAAUUAUCUUUUGUGUGUUGUAAGAGAGAGAGAGAGAGGAGAGAGAGAGAGAGAGAGCGAGAGAGAGAGAGAGAGAGAGAGAGAGAGAAAUUUUGUUAACAUCUAACAGUGACAGAAUACCUUUUCUUGUUGAUGAAAUAGUUGACACCUGUUGAGAUAUGCGUGUCAAAGUACAGAUCAGAUCAGAAGCCAAGCUGUGAUAACCCAUCAUUUAACUCAGUAUUGCAUUUGUAUGUAUUUAUAUGAGCUAUAUAUAUAGAGUAUUUCCGUCCAGAUUUUACAUUGUCUGAGUGUAUAGUUCUGGUUACUCCUCAGUUAGGGGCGAUGUGAUACAUGUUUAAUUUUUUGUUAAAAUAUGCUCUGUUUCUUGGAAUUACUUUUACCAUUAGGAUUUUUUCUUACCCAAUUGGAACUUUUGUUACUGAACUUUUUGUUGGGAUAAAAUGCUAUUAGUAUUUGAGAUCAUGUGAAAAACACUUAAAUUGGUCGUUGGGAAAUAAAUGUGAGACCAAG